AUGAAUAUGAAUUCGCAAUAUUCACACAAGUCUCCUACUUUAUCACAGGACAAGACAUUUCCCAAUUCAAACGAAUAUCUUUAUCCGGCCUCAUCAUAUCCCUCUCCCUCUCGGCGCCAAGACUCAUCAGAUCCAGCUUUUGCCAGCCAUCAAUAUCUAAGUCCGAAGAGGUUUUAUGUUGAUGUUAACAGCAGGCCUGUAAAUGUGUUCAGCAAAGACCCGUUACAAGAUGCGAUAGAUGCUACCUACUUUAGGUACCCACUUGCACCUAAUCAUACCUCGAUUGAAGCAUGGAUUCACAACACCAUCCUUGCGCAAUUUCCCGACUCGCCGCCAUCCACCAAGACCCUACCCCUGUGUGAAGGCGACAUCAAACCAAGUCUUCACAACAAGCAGCAGCAGCAGCAGCCACUUCUCUCAACCUUCGUACCGCCUCCGUCACCUUCUCUCCAAGCUCACCAGAAUGCUUGUCAACCUUUAACCAAUAUUUCUCCAAACCCUCAAAGGCGGAAACAGCCUGUGCAUCAGACGGUUGAAGACGUUCUGCCUUUUACCGAAGACCUUCACCGUGGUUGGAAGCCAACAGGAUCCCAACUUUCCCCUCUCCCAACGCUCACCACCAUCACAUCCACAACGGUCCCGUCAUUGAUCAAGCCUCCCUCCCAGCGCCUGACACUUGCACCUCUGUCUCGCCUGACGAGAUCGACUGCAGCCAAGAGACGGAGUACUACAGACGAAAAAGUGACAAGGUCCACGGCGCCCAACAAUCAGUCGCUACCUACAUCGCUUCAGCCUAUCACGCUUCAGCCCAGAAUCGCAAAAUCAACAAAAGUCGAGAGGUGGACCACAAUGAAUCCUAGAAGAGGGCCUUCAAGGGGGGCUAAGAAGGAUAGCAAGAAGGCGGCUGAACCAAGUACCAUCUACAACCAAGACGAAGAAGACGUUCUCCAAGGCCAGAGAAAUCGACGUCGGCCUCGAAAACAGGGAAGUGCAGAUUUACAGGGUCUAGAAUCACCAAAUUCCCCGCCAACUGGCCAAUGGCCACUGUCUGGUUUGCCUGAGCGCGCAAUUGGUGCCUCUGUACAAGAACAUCACCCGUCACCGUCUCAGCGUGGAAGUCCUGGGCAGAGAAACGACAACUUCAGUCAUCAACGUAGGUCGGGACAGGACAAACCCGACAUGAUCUUUAGUGCUUGGUCUCCCCGAUCGAAUCGACACUCCCCAUCCAACCCACCCGGCAAAUUUACCGCACCAACACUAGCUACCCCAGUACGCGCGCGGAAACAGCAGACCACAUUCGUCGAAGCAGGACCAUUCAUACCAGGGGAAGAGUCUGUCUUCAACGGACGUACUCAGAGGCAGCUCUUUCCCAGCCAACAAUCCGCGAAUUCCUCACCCCAGAAGAAACUUACAGCUCCACAGAUAAGGCUCAAUGCAAAUCUGAAAGGGGUUUCACCCUCUCCUGCCCAAAAGAGCCAGUCUUCUCAAGGAAUGAAAUCAUCAACACCAAGCGGGAGGAGCAAGGCUGGUAGCGGAAAGACAUUUACUCAGAAUGCCACGUUGGAUCAGAUUGAUAUGGAAUAUUUAGCAACCUGCGACCCUAGCAUCGAGCUCCAGAGUCCGACACUGGUCAGAAAGCACAUACCACAACUCCCAACAAUGGUUGGCAACUUCCAGAAGAUGUGGGCCGAGAUUCCACGAAAAUUCGUCCCUCAUCAACUCAAGGACUACUAUGAACGUCUGAAGCUUGGGGAUACUCCAGAAACGCCUAAAGUGGAGGACUUCCUAGAAGGCCACUACGCUGAGUUUCACCACAAGCAGCUUGAAACACUAGCAAGGCUAGUGUCUCAAAUUGUCACCAGAGCCCACGAAAAUCAUAAUACAGACACACAUGAGAGGCACUGGGGAGCUUCAACCGUCUCCCCACUUCUGAAUGAGAUCGUCCUUUGGCCGCACCAGAACGAUGACAGAGAGAACGCUUACGAUAUUGAGGCUUAUAAUAUCGAGAAUUGCGCAAUUGAAAUGCAAGCCUACUUUAUUGUUCGCUCCAAUCAGAAUCAUCAGACAAUCACCCCAGUGGAACCGGGAUCCGCUACUGACAGUAUCACAAAGAUGAUCGAUUGGUCAUUAGCCCUUAAACUCAACGAAGUCGAGCAAGCUGACACGAACGAGGCCUUUCGUCAUCUGAUGGAUUACGAACGAGCUCUCAAUCAAACUAUUCGCUGGUAUAAGAACAAACCUGCUUUCGUGGAUUUCGAAAUCAAGUCAGAGACGUCGAGAGUGAAACCAUUGGUCCAGCUUGCAGUAUGGGCAGGGGGUUUGUACUUGAAACGCCGACAUCACAACUGGAGCACCGAUGCGCCGAGUCUUGGAGUCAGCGUUGUGGGCGCCGAAUGGUCUCUUUACGUCACUUUCGAACGCGUACCAGGGAAGCUGAUCAUGAUGGGGCCUUUCAAGCUUGGUUCGACGCAGGACCUACGCGGGGCCUGGGAAAUCGUCUUCAAACUCAAAUUCAUCGCGAACUGGGGCUGGACGACAUUUCGACCGUGGUUUAAGGACAACAUCAUCAACUGGUGCCGGUGGAAGGCCGAAAAGCCGUUGUUGAAUCUACUUUCCGUCCCGGAGCCGGAGCAGGAGCAGAAGCAGGACGCGGCGAAGGAGGCGCUUAUCAAACAGUGGAUGAAUUCCGAGGGCCAACGGUCGAUCCCAGGCAGUCCUGCACAAGAGGGCAUACAAUCGGAAUUUGGCCCUGCUCGCUAA
Letharia columbiana is the source of this 2760-nucleotide messenger RNA. RefSeq lists its product as uncharacterized. Bases 1 to 2760 code for a protein of 919 amino acids. The record is from RefSeq and is a predicted model, not a curated record. NCBI's taxonomy places the organism in Eukaryota, Fungi, Ascomycota, Lecanoromycetes, Lecanorales, Parmeliaceae. The transcript has 3 exons.